Gigantopelta aegis is the source of this 3889-nucleotide messenger RNA. RefSeq names its product multiple epidermal growth factor-like domains protein 10. NCBI's taxonomy places the organism in Eukaryota, Metazoa, Mollusca, Gastropoda, Neomphalida, Peltospiridae. Gene Ontology annotation, biological process: protein dephosphorylation. Gene Ontology annotation, molecular function: protein tyrosine phosphatase activity. The record is from RefSeq and is a predicted model, not a curated record. The transcript is spliced from 13 exons. The coding region runs from base 114 to 3113 and encodes 999 amino acids.
AAACGAUUAAACAUGGAUUUACAAGUUACAAGGUGUCUACCUGUCUGGACUAGAGGCGACAGAUAACGACUUCACCCGGAGAUUCACGAAUUAAUGAUCCGGUGUUUUACAAGAUGUAUGGUGUGGCAGUGUGCGCUGUUUUCGUCGGUGUCUUAGCGAGUGGAAUGACUUUCAAGUGCACAGACGACACUGUUUAUUGUUCUAAGGACAGCUGCGCAGAGCAGGUGGAAAUGAAAUGUCAAAAGACGUGUAAAGUUUGCAAUGACAAUGACUGUUCAGAAGGAUACUUCAGAACUGAGAACCUUAACGAACCCUGCCGUCCAUGUAAGGAAGCAACAGAAGCAGACAAAGCCAAUGGGACGAUUAAAACCUAUUGUCCACAAUGUGAAACUGAUGGAAAACAUGGCGCUGCGUGUGAUGAGGACUGCAGUGAAGGGUGUGUAAAUAAGAAAUGCGAUCGUUGGACUGGUGUCUGUAAAAGCUGUGAACGUGGCUAUUAUGGGGAUGGUUGCAUCGAGUGUAACAACUGUGAUCAGUGUAGCGAUAAAGGUGUCUGCAAUGGUAGCUGUCACCACGGGUGGUUUUCGCGUAAUUGCGAUAGUCCAUGCCCCACUAAUUGUGCAAAUGGGUCAUGUAAUACUGGUGGCAGGUGUCUUGGAUGUCGCAAAUCAUAUUUCGGUAGAAGUUGUGACCGAACCUGUCCUAAGACUUGUCUGAACGAAUCUUGUCAACAAGACGAUGGCCAGUGUACUGGCUGUAAGGAUGGUUUCUAUGGAUACAACUGUACAGUGAACUGCAGCAGCCAUUGCUUAAACACAAGAUGUCACCAAACUAACGGAUCAUGUGUUCAUGGCUGUACACCUGGUUUCUAUGGAGACUCGUGUGACAGAACGUGUCCCGUGAUGUGUCUUAAAAACUCCUGUGACCGCUCAGAAGGCACGUGUAAAGAGGGUUGCAACAGGACCGGUGUGUACGGUCCUUUCUGUAACUAUACCUGUAAUGGUACCUGCGAGUCUGUGCGAUGUCCGAGGGAUGAGUCUGGUGAUGUGUUGUGCAGUGCUGUAUGCAUUACUGGUAAAAUGGGAGAUCACUGCACAGAAGACUGUCCCGCGAAUUGUAACGGGUCGUGUGACCACCUAUCAGCUAGAUGUUUGAAUGGAUGUAUAUCUGGUCACUAUGGAAAUAACUGUUCUGAAACGUGCUCUGAUAACUGUCUCGCAGAUAGCUGUUUCCAGGACAACGGGACCUGCACGAGUGGGUGCAAACCUGCCUUCUAUGGAGCCACGUGCUCCAAGUCCUGCAGUGAGAAUUGUAAAUCUCCGUGCACUAAGAAGCCAGGACUAACCUGCGUGGACGGAUGUGUUAGUGGGUGGCGAGGGAGCUACUGUGAACUGAGGUGUGAUGACAACUGUUCUGUGUGUGACCAAGACACAGGGAGAUGUACACAGUGUGUGCACGGGUUAUAUGGCGAGAACUGCAAUCGAACAUGCCAGGACCAUAAGGUGAAUGGAACAUGUUCGACAACCAGAGGAGGCGAGGUGACAGGAACUAUCGCACCACCGCAAUUAGACCUGGAAUUCUUGAUGAUCAUCCUGGUGACUGUUUUCUCUCUUGUGAUCAUCAUGCUUCUUGUAGCCUGCUUUCUUCUCAGAAAGAAGUACAAAUCGAGCCGCCGAGCGGUGGGGGAUCACACGAGGAACGUUAGCUACACUCACACCAACCCCACCUACCGAAUGGAGUCCGACUCAGUACCUACAGAAAACAGAUCGGACUCAUCGUCUGACCCGCCUGAUAUUCUCACCUGUCACGUGAGACCUCCCCCUGUGACGCCCAAUGGCUUCACAGACGCUACUGCCAUUGUGUUCCCUACUAAUAGUCGGACUAACGAUUGGCCCAACGGAGGCGACGACGACGACGACGACGGGGAUCCUGAAGAUAUUAAAUACGAAAUGAUCUUUCUAAACCCGCAGAGAAAUAAACGUUUUUCGCAUGACGUGUUUGUUAACGAAGGCGCGGUGGCACAUGACAUGUGUGUGAACGAAGGCGCGGUGCCACCCAAGGAAUGUCUGAAUCUUCUGUAUGAGGACGAAACACGCGAUAGGACCCCCACCCCAAAACCGUGCUACCCCCAUGUGGUCGUUAGCAAGACAGACAUAGAGGAAUCGUUGCCGCUCCUCGAACCUCAGGGAAGCAGGGCUGAAAACAGUGUGCAUAUCCAGCAUUUCCCCACGUACGUCCACAAGAUGACAGAUAUGAGCGGGUUCUCCGUAGAAUUCCAGUACCUGCCCGAUGUGAAUUUAUAUUCUACCGAGGAAGCCGACAAGACUGGGAACAUGCCGAAAAACAGAUACCGGAACAUCAAACCAUAUGACAGUAACAGAGUGAAGUUGGAGACGAUUCCGGGGAUACCGACAUCAGACUACAUCAAUGCAAGCUUCAUCGACGGUUACCAUGCACCUAGACAUUACAUAGCUACACAAGGGCCGAUAGAGUCGACCAUUUCUGACUUCUGGAGAAUGGUUUGGGAGGUCAAGGCCAAAUAUAUCAUCAUGCUGACCAGUCUACAGGACGGAGACCAGACCAAAUGUUCCAUGUACUGGCCCGACCCAGAGAUGUGGAUCAAGAAGUGUGCUAACAUUGUGGUUACUCUGGAGAAAGUUCAAGUCCGACCGACUUACACGUCACGGAGGUUUUCACUUUCCAAGAAAGGUAAAAAGACGUGUACGAGAACAGUGACGCAACUACACUACACAGACUGGGUGGACCGAGGAAUCCCAAACGAUGGCCGCGCGCUGCUUUCCUUCGUUCAGUACGUGAAGAGUCUCCGGUCAGGGAAAGAUAAUCACCCACUGAUCGUUCACUGCAGCGCUGGAGUGGGUAGGACGGGGACGUUCAUAGCCGCGGAAUACCUGAUGGACCAGGGUCUGACUGAGAAGAAACUCGACGUGUUUGGAUGUGUGUCCAGACUUCGACAGCAGCGCGUUAAGAUGGUCCAGACUGAAGCACAGUAUCAGUUUCUUCAUUUUCUGCUGUUGGAAUGGAUCUCAUCGCAGAGCACUGGCACGGUGUCUGAAAACGCAAGACAGUUGGAUGGAACACAAACCACGGUCUGACAGGAACUGAACACCCAAGACUAUGCAAAGGGCGGGUUGGGGGUAGGGUAGGUCUAGAUUGUGGCAAACGACGUUUCUAGGGGGUUGUCUUGUUUACUCAGAAAAAACUAUAUGUGUGCAUGUAUACAAAACAAGAUAUCGCUUUGACUUGGGAGGGUUUCGACCGACCCCUUCCCCCCCCCCCCCCUUGUUCACUCACCUGUUACAGCAACAGUGUUUUCUCAUCAUCAUUUAAUAUAGGCGUUGGGAGCGAGGGAAUCUUAUAGGGGGCACCGCCCCCUCUGAAAUAUGUACCCCUCCCAGAUGGUUUAAACAAUAUUUAUUGCCGUUAACAAACAGUAGCAGUGUGGGGAUUGGCUAGAAGGCGUUAGCCUAUAUUAAGGUCUCUCCUAACAAUUUAAAGUAGGAAUAUAUCACAAGCAAUAAAAUAAAACAUGAUUAUAACUUGUUCCAAAUUUACUAACAAAGAAGGGGAAAUGGAAGAAAGGGUAAAGAGGAUGAGCAGAUUAUUACGUUUGAGCAUUUUACAAUAUUUAGAUGUUAGAAGAGAGAGAAUGAAUGUGACUGGCAUUAUUUUCUAGGAGACUUAUUUCGCUUCAUCCAUAGACCGACAAAUAACAUGGUAUAAAUCAAAAAGCUGAUUAACGGUUGAAUCUCCUCGAAUAAAACUAGAUUGGAAUUGUGUUGUAAAUAUUAUUUUCCCCAGUCCAUUCUGACCAUGUCAAGGUUGGGGAGCCUUGAAUUCAUGGCCUUACAUCAAAGUGAUAUAAUGUAUA